Pneumocystis jirovecii RU7 is the source of this 1590-nucleotide messenger RNA. RefSeq lists its product as uncharacterized. NCBI's taxonomy places the organism in Eukaryota, Fungi, Ascomycota, Pneumocystomycetes, Pneumocystales, Pneumocystaceae. Bases 1 to 1590 code for a protein of 529 amino acids. Gene Ontology annotation, molecular function: chromatin binding. The record is from RefSeq and is a predicted model, not a curated record. The transcript has 10 exons. Gene Ontology annotation, biological process: DNA-templated DNA replication.
AUGGUUCAAUCAAUUGUUAGUAAAUGGUUAGAGGAUCCUCUUAUUGAAAUUGACACUGUUUUUGCAGAAAAAUACAGAAAAAACGAAUCAAUAAGUAUUUUUUCGGAUUUUGACAUUCAGAAACGUUUUCUUGAAGUAUUUAAUUCAGAUCUCCAAUUUGAAAAAAUACCAUCAUUAGAAAAAACACCAAGUGAUGCUCUUUUUUCAGGAAAACUUGUUAGAAUGACAUGUAUGAUUCAGGAUACGAAUUUUGGUCAGGAAAUAUGUAUGGGUGCAUAUAAAAUAGAAGGCAAAGGAUGGAUGCUUUCCCGUUAUGAUUUAUUUACACCUGGAAGAACUACAUUGGAUCCAUCUGAUCCGACUAUUUUGCUAGAUGAAAGACACUGUUUGUAUGCUACCUCGAUUCCUGGUGAAUCUGAAUGGCUGCAUCAUGAUCUUGCUACAACGUUAAAUUUAUUGUCACUUGAUACAUCUUCAGAAACAUAUAUUUCCGAAAGAUUUCCAUUAAAAAAUCAAAAGCACCUUGCUGUCAUUUUAAAAGUCUAUGCUGGCAUGGAAACACGAUUUCGUGUUUGUGACGUUGUAGAAGUGGUUGGUAUUUUUGAAAAAGAUACAGAAACAAUCCAAGAGUAUAUGACAAGUGACCAGAAUGUCGUUAAAAUACAACUUCCUAUUAUACAUGUUAUACAUAUGACUACGAUUAAUCUCAGUAAAUUAGUUACCCGGAAUCUUGGGUCAAUAAGAGAUGAUAAUAUAUUAAGAAUAAAGACUGAAAUUAUUGAUUAUUUAGCAAAUAUAUUUUGUAAUGACACUUUAGUUGCAGAAUUUAUUCUUUUAAGUUUAGUGUCUAACGUAUCCUCAAGACUGCCAACUAUGGUUUUAGGCUCUUUUCCUAUUAAUAUUCGGAAUUGUUCACCUAGCAUACUUUUGAGAUUUAGAGAGUUUCUUAGCAGUGUUCUUCCUGCUUUUGUAUAUGAAAAAAUAGAUAUUCCUAGUCUUAAUAAUAAUAAAUUUUAUCCUUUAAGUGAUGGUGAGAAAUUGCAGGCUGGUAUUAUGCAGUUAGCCAAAGGAACUACUGUAUGUUUUGAUGAGACAAACAUGGAUGAAGGGACAUUGAAUGAUACUGGUGUACGAAAUUUGCGCUCUCUUAAUCAAAUAAUUGUAUCUCAAGUUCUUCCAUUUCAUUUCUCGUUCAGUGAAUUUGAAAUAGAAACUGAUCUUACAAUAAUUAUUUUAAGUAAAAGCGGAAAAACGUUACUACCAAUAGAUAUUUCUAUUCCUAUAAAGUCUCAGAUGACAUCUGAUUUAAAAUCGUCUUCGUAUAUUACUUCUGAUAAAUUAUCGGACUUUAGAAAGUAUUUUGCUACUACAAGGCAAUUGUCAGUUACAAUAUCAAAUGAAAUUUCUGAAAAAAUUCAAUCCGAUUUUGUUAAACAACGUCAACUUGGAAAUAAAAUUAGUGAAAAAGAAUUUGGGCUUCGUAUUACUCUUGCUAAAUUAUUUGCUAAAACAUGCGGGUCUGAUACAGUUUUGUGGGGUCAUUGGAUGAAUGCAGUUCGUUUGGUUUCCAGUCUUGAUGCAUUAAAAUAA